Molecule: messenger RNA, 2516 nt
Organism: Colias croceus (clouded yellow)
Lineage: Eukaryota; Metazoa; Arthropoda; Insecta; Lepidoptera; Pieridae
Product: ankyrin repeat domain-containing protein 13D
Exons: 10
Coding region: 484-2304 (606 amino acids)
Cellular component (GO): cytoplasm
Molecular function (GO): protein binding
Source: RefSeq, a predicted model, not a curated record
GCAAUCCAUCGCAAUCCGAAUUCCGAAAAACGAAACGAACCACGACCGAGUACCGACGUGUGUUUAAAACAUUCUAAAAUAUUAAAUAGGUAUUAGGUAGUGAGACAUCAGACACUUGUUAUAAUAUUAUGUUGAUUUCACGAUAGAGCCUAGCAGCUGUGUUCUGCGAUUGUAGAAUUCAGUACCUAGUAGUAGAAAAAUUAUCACAGUAGACUUCCAUGCCAGCAUAGGUAUACAUAAAUGCUGGCGGCAUUAAUUGGAAUACUUCGUAGCCUACCUGUUGUUUAUAAGAAGGAAGAUAUGGACGAUAUUGAUAUGAAGUGUAUGUGUUUUCUUAUUCGCUCAUAAUAAUUUACCGCAAAAUAUGUGUACAGUGAUUACUUGAGACGUGGCGAAAUGUUGUGAUUUUACGGAAUAACAAAGUAUGGUGAAGAAACUCUAAUUUGACAGCAUUUGUGUGGGCUUUAUCGAUGUGGUGUCAAAAUGUCGGUGAUAGAGUCCGAGGUAGUGACCCAGUACCCAGUGCACUGGCUGGUGUGGCACAACAAGCAUGAGGAGUUGAAGCAGGCUUUACAAAAUAAUGAGGUGUCGGGCGAGGAGAUGGAGCGCAAGGACCCGCGCGGGCGCACGCCGCUGCUGCUCGCCAUCACGCUCGGGCACACGGAGUGCGUGCGCGCGCUGCUCGACGCCGACGCGGACGUCAACUGCGAGAAGGACGGCUGGACCGCGGUGCAGGAGGCGACGGCGCGCGGCGACGCGGCGCUGCUGGCGCUGGUGCUGGCGCGGCGCGACCACCGCCGGCACGAGGCGCGCGCCGCCGGCGUGCCCGCGCUGCUCGACCGCCUCAGCCUCGCGCCCGACUUCUACGUCGAGAUGAAGUGGGAGUUCACCUCCUGGGUGCCGCUGGUGUCCCGGCUGUGCCCGUCGGACACGUACCGCGUGUACAAGCGCGGCGCCAACGUGCGCGUCGACACCACGCUGCUCGGUUUCAGCGACAACCGCUGGCAGCGCGGCGACCGCUCCUACAUCUUCACUGGGCACGGCAAGUCGGCGAAGCUGGUGGAGCUGGACCACGGCGCGGGCACGGUGUGGACGGAGUGGCUGGAGGGGCCGGCGGAGGGCGGUGCGGGGGGCGCGGGGGCGGGGCGCGCCUGGCCCGAGCCGCCCGCCGCGCACGUGGCGCAACGCCUGCGCACGCCGCUGCACCUCAACUACCUCGACACCGACAAGAUCUGCUUCGAGAGGAACAAGAGCGGCAUCUGGGGCUGGCGGCAGGACAAGUGCGAGGCGGUGAACGGGUUCGAGUGCAAGGUGUUCAGCGCCAACAACGUGGAGCUCGUGUCCAAGACGCGCUGGGAGCACGUGCCGCGCGGCGAGCGGCGGGCCCCGCGCGCGCCGCUGGCGGGCCUGCUAGCGGCGGCGGACGAGGAGCCGGAGCCCGCCGGCCCGCCGGACGCCGGCCCGCCGGACGCCGCGCCCGUGCCGUGGCAGGAGUACUUCGACGGCGCGUUGCCGGAGCGCGCGGUGGGCCGGCCGCGCGAGCUCACGGCCAAGGUGCAGAAGUUCCGCGCCACGCUCUGGCUCUGCGAGGACUACCCGCUUGAGCUGCAAGAGCAGAUAAUGCCGAUCCUGGACCUGAUGGCGUCGAUCUCUUCGCCGCACUUCGCCAAGCUCAAGGACUUCAUCCAGAUGCAGCUGCCGUCCGGCUUCCCCGUCAAAAUCGAGAUCCCGCUGUUCCACGUGGUGAGCGCGCGCAUCACGUUCGGCAACCUGUUCGGCGGCGACGCUGUGGUGCGGCACGUGGCGCGGCUGGCGGCGGGCGGCGCGCGCGGGCCCGCCUGCGUGCUGGACGACGCGGCCUUCGCGCUCGGCCGCGGCUACCGCGCCGCCGGCUCGCCCGACGAGCGCGUGGACGACGACGAGCUGCUGCACUUCGCCAUCCAGCAGAGCCUCAUGGAGGCGGGCACGCAGCGCGACCGCGUCGACGUGUGGGAGGCGCUGCGCGGCGCGCGCCCGGCCCGCGCCGAGCCCGAGCCCGAGCCCGCGCCCGACGACCUGCUCGCGCACGAGCAGACCAUGCUGCAGAGAGCCAUAGAGGAGUCGCUGGCGAGCGCGCGGUCGGCGGGGCUGGAGCCGGCGGCGCUGGUGCUGCCGGCGGAGGGCGAGGGGGCGGGCGAGGCGGGGGGCGAGCUGCGCGCGGCGCUGGCGCUGUCGGCGGCCGAGCAGGCGGAGCGGGACCGCGCGGCGCGGGACGAGCAGCGCGCGCUGGACGAGGUGCUGCGCCUGUCGCUGCUCGACAAGUAGCAGUCUGUUCCAAAUCAUUUUGAGAAGAAAAUAAGAAAACAUCUUUAUCUCAAUCCUGCAUAAUUACUGAACAAAACCUCUGAAGUUAUGUUUGUUUGUUUAUCUGAUGUUGUGUGUCGAGUAAUGCGAGUGUCGCUUCUCAGAGCGGUCGGGGACAGACUGUUGUUUGCAGAUGUCGCACGCCGCUCCACCCCGCUGCGCGCCGCUGCACG